AUGUACUGGUACCUAUAUUGCCUACUUGAAGAAGCCCACACCUCGAUUUCAAAACUUCAAACCUUACAAUACUGGACUGUUAUGAGUGACAACUCCUCGAUAUGCGACUGGAGAUUAUCGAGUCAAACUUCUAAGGGACCACUUCCACCGCUCUUCAAAAAAGAAAUUGGAGCCAAGAUCAGGGCACAUGCACCUAAACCAUCUUUUGCUUUUGCAGCUCUGGUCGUGGCCCACAAUGUUCAUGCGGAGCUGAAACCACACAUCACCACCGCAGCUGAGUACAACACGGAAUGCAAAACAUGCCCACGGUCAUUAUGUCCUAAUCAGAUCUACUAUGGCCAAAAAGAUUAUUUCAAUGUAACAUGUUGGACGAGGGGAACAAAGAUAAUGGGCGACAGACUUUGGUUGAAGAGUGAGGAAGGGUGUUAUGUUACGCAGUACGAUGUACUGGAGUAUGACGGUGAUUAUACGACAGAUCUUGAAUACUGCGGGCCAGAGUCUGAAAAGCAGGACCUAACCAUUGAAGAUGCGACCCUGAAGUAUAAGACCGAAUGUAGAAUCUGUCCCGAGCUCAAUUGUGAUACGAUGGCGUACCUGAAGGAGGACACCGAUGUGGAGUUGACCUGCUGGUAUCCUGAAGGUCAAAUGAUCAUUGACGAUCCAUAUUGGUUGAAAACGACCAACAACUGUUAUGUCGCACGGAAGAAUCUGUAUUCCAAGCCCGACAUUACGUACCUCGACAACUGUGGGCCCAUCCCACUUCUCGAGCCCGAGAAACACAACAACGAAAAUGGAACCAGCGAUAAUAACAAACGGGAAACUGCGUCCAGAAUCAACUCCAUGGGCGUCAUGUACUUGAUCAAUGUGACGGUAGGCGAGGAGUAUGCAUAUUGUCGCUCCUGUCCCGAAGAGAAAUGUGAAAGUGAGAAGCUGUACGAGUUUGACCAGGAAGUUUGGCUGCAGUGUGUGACCAAUAACAAUCCGAACGGGACCUGGUGGAGUCAAACGACAGACUUCUGCUAUGUCAAGAACUCGGACUUCUGGGAAAGCCCGGAAGGCGACUGUGAGCUCGUCCAUACCCUGCCCCCUGGAGAAAUCGAACUAAUUGACCACAGACUAUCGGAUGCCCACCUGUGA
Plenodomus lingam JN3 is the source of this 1137-nucleotide messenger RNA. NCBI's taxonomy places the organism in Eukaryota, Fungi, Ascomycota, Dothideomycetes, Pleosporales, Leptosphaeriaceae. The record is from RefSeq and is a predicted model, not a curated record.